CCGCCGCGGGAAGGCGGCAGCUUCGGUGCAGCGCGCAGCAGAGGACGGGAUGAUGGGGGACGGCGAGGAGCAGGCUCCGCCGCACGCUCCGGAGCUGAAGCACAGGCGGAAGAGCCCCCGUUUCGCGGCCGAGGCCGAGCCCGACUCCGGUGGGGCGCCGGAGGGAGGCGAGCCGUCCUUCGGCAGCCCGGGCAGCCUCACCCGGCCCCCGAUCCGCGCCUGCAGGGCGGCAGGUGGCUCUUCAGCUUCCUUCCUUCCAGAGAGCCCAGCAAAGGAAAAAGUGAAUGAUUAUGAUGUAACUGAGCACAAGUAUUCAGCAGGGGAUCAGCCUAAUGUUUAUACACCACUGAAAGAAAGUAAGGAUGACUUCUUUGAGAAAACUCAAGAGCACCAUUCUACAAAAUCACAGAGCAGAAGUAAAUUCCGAGAUCGGCCCAGCACAGGGAAGCAGUCACAGCACUUGGCCAAAAAGGAUGGAUCACAGAAUGGAUUUUGCAAGGGAUGGACUUUGUUAUUUGUUCUGUUAAUUAGUAUCUCAUUGUUUGCCUUCCUGUGGAUUAAAAUACAAAGCCUUCCAGAUGCAACUUUGUCAAGUAGAAAUACUCAAAUUCUACAAGCAUUUCGGGCCCGGAUGAAGAAACUCAGAAAUACAUACCAAAGUCAGGACCCCAGUCUGUGGAAGAGAACCCAUGUGUUCCUUGAGAAGCACCUGAAUACUUCCCACCUGCACCUGGAGCCAGCCAUCUUACUGUUCACAGCUGGUCGAGAAGCUGAGAAAGCGCUGAGGUGUCUUAGUGAUGAGAUUGCCAAUGCUUUUGCAUUCUCCCAGAAUGCCACUACAAUCAAAAUUAACGGGGCAGACAAAGCCGUAUUGGACAGUGAUGUUGUUAAGCUGGAGGUGGAUGAUGAGCUCAGCUCAGGGUUCAGACAAGGCAAGAAGGUAGCAGUGGUGCAUCGUUUUGAGCUGCUGCCUGCAGGCUCCACCCUGAUCUUCUACAAGUACUGUGACCAUGAAAAUGCAGCAUUCAAGGAUGUGGCUCUUCUGCUGACGGUUCUCCUGGAUGAGCAGUCGCUGAGAAGAAGCCUCACCUUGCAAGAAGUUGAGGAGAAGGUGCGGGAUUUCCUUCGGACCAAGUUCACUAGUUCUGAUGUUCCUGGUUCUUUUAACAGCAUAGAUACAGAUAAGCUGAGUGGAUUGUGGAGCCGUAUCUCUCAUCUUGUCUUGCCUGUUUGGCCUGAAAAGAGCUUCUCUAUGGAGGGAUGCACAUAACAGGCUUUAGAGUGGCCUUUGGAAAGGAAGGAGACAGAAAAUGUGGUGUCAUGGCUGAACAGGGAAGAACUGUGGCUGUUGAGCUCAGACACACACAGUUUCUGCGCAAAGAAACUUCAUCAGGUGGCAGGGUUGCUAGAGUAGCUGGGACUGGGACUCUGAACAAAACCUGCAGAAGGCAAGCAAGGAACUUGCUAGUUUUUGGUAAGUUGCCUUCAGUAACUUACUCAGGUUUGGUGUCUUGGAAUUAGAAGCAAGUGUGUGCCACUGCAGAGCCACUCAUCUGCUUGUGAAGUUGUCUUGUUGGCUUUGCUCUGAAGAGCCUUUUCUGCUGGCAGGUAAAGCUAGAAUCACGUGUGAUAAGGUAACAAGACAAACUAUCACCUUCAAUGGACAGAAUUUACCUUUCUUGUAAUACAUUAGCAAUGAUAAAGUGACAUGAAUCCAUAUAAUCAUAGCAUAAAUGUCAGCUAUCUCUGGAGACUUCUUGAAAUGACAGAAUUGCUUGAGAGAUUUGUGACUUGCAGAGAAUCUUUCAGCAAGCAUUUCUUCCUCAAAUUUCUUCAUACUCUGACCAGUUUGGAGAGUGAGAAAAGCUGAUGUACAAAGUAUUACCUUGAUGCUGGUAGUAAAUGUUAGUUAAAUGAUUCCUCAGCCCCUCUUUGCAUCACUGCUUCAGAAGUUCUGCAACUCUUUAAAUUUGGGGAGAAUUGAGGAAAAAUGUCUACCAUGUAUGUACUAAAUGUUACAUCUCCUUUUCAAAUAAAACCUUAGCAAGACAUAAUUAUUUCUCACCUUAAGAAGAUCAUUAUUUUUGCAUUAAGAGAGUGUAUUUAUUUGUGGUACCUUGUAAACUAGAAAACAAAUCUUUUUUUCAUGUCUGUGUAUAACCUGGCGCUUGCUGUAUAAGCUUUUAGUGAAGAACAGAUUUGCAAGGCAUGUUUUUAAAACACAUUUUUAAGAGUGCCUCCUGCCAAGAAUCCCUCAUACCAGACUAAAAAGAUGUGUCUUUCUGUUGUAAAUAUUUUUUGUAUUAAAAAAAAAAAAAAAAAAAAAGUGAAUUGCAGCACUUCCAUUUCAUUACUAUUAGUGAUGCUGCUGAACCAUUGGUCUACACGUAUUCAGUGUUGAGUACAAAGGAAUGUGUGAAUACUGCUCUCAAAUUAACAGGUCAUUUUCUUUAACAGCUGAGAGCUUAGUGGUUCUUGGGCCCAUCCUUUACUCACAAGUCCCUUGAGCUGUCAUGUUGUCAAGGAGAACGUCUUGGAAAUGCUGGAACGUCUGGCUUCUUGUGCAAGCACAGAUUUGGGGUGUAAUGUGGGAUUGAGCAAAAUCACCUGAAGUGUGUAAAAGAGAAGUGUAUAAAAGAGUGCAGUUGGAGAGACACAGCUGUGGUUGUUUGAGCCAGCGGUGGAGUUGUGUUUACCACUGAGAGCCAGCACUGGAUACCAGUUCUUCUUUUAAUGAGAAGAAAUACAAACUGUAAAAAGACAUGGAAGUGCUGCUGUUCUGUGUUUAAGAGUAGCUCAGGAAGAAAAAGGUGGCAUUUACAUUUUGAACAUUUCACUGGACAAAUGCUUCUUUUUAAAGAAAAAAACAAACUGUGACUUAUUUCUGAGUGUAUCCUGAUAGUAAUCUACUUGUAUGUUAUUGUAAACUACUUCAGUAAUCAUUAAAAAAUAAAUCUACUUGUUUUAUAAACAUCA
This is a messenger RNA of Centrocercus urophasianus (Greater sage-grouse), 2976 nucleotides long. Its product is annotated as torsin-1A-interacting protein 1-like. NCBI's taxonomy places the organism in Eukaryota, Metazoa, Chordata, Aves, Galliformes, Phasianidae. Gene Ontology annotation, molecular function: ATPase activator activity. The transcript has 6 exons. Gene Ontology annotation, cellular component: membrane. The record is from RefSeq and is a predicted model, not a curated record. The coding region runs from base 50 to 1270 and encodes 406 amino acids. Gene Ontology annotation, biological process: membrane organization.